AUGAAAAAUCCAGAAGGAAAUAAUCACUCUGACCCUGUGAGUGAAUUCAUUCUUCUUGGAUUCCCUUGCACCUGGGAGGUUCAGAUCUUCCUCUUCUCACUCUUCUCUGUGAUCUAUGUGUUGACACUAACUGGAAAUUUGUGCAUUAUCAGUGCAGUGUGGUGGGACCACCAUCUCCACACCCCCAUGUACAUCCUGCUGGCCAAUUUCUCCUUCCUGGAGAUGUGGUAUGUCACUUCUACAGUCCCCAAUAUGCUAGCCAACUUCCUCUCUGAGACCAAGACCAUCUCCUUCUCUGGCUGCUUCCUCCAGUUCUACUUCUUCUUCUCCAUGGGCACCACUGAGACCUUCAUAUUAUCUGCCAUGGCCUUUGACAGGUACCUUGCCAUCUGCAGGCCCCUUCACUACCCCACUGUCAUGACACUGCAACGAUGCAUCAGAUUAGGAGCCUGCUGCUGGCUCCGUCUCUGCAUCAACUUGGUUGGCCUCUGCUGGGUUACAGCCUUCCUCUGCUAUCCAGUCCCUAUCUAUUUCAUCACUCAACUCCCCUUUUGUGGCCCCAAUACCAUUGACCAUUUUGUCUGUGACCCUGGUCCCCUUCUGGCCCUGUCCUGCAUCCCUGCCCCUGGAAUUGAGCUUUCCUGUUCUAUAUUGAGCUCUCUUAUUAUCUUUAGCACCUUCUUUUUCAUUCUUGGGUCUUACACCCUGGUUCUCAGAGCAGUGUUGCCUGUGCUUAGGGUUCCUUCUUCAUCUGGGCGGCAAAAGGCCUUCUCUACCUGUGGAUCCCACUUAAUUGUUGUAUCUCUGUUCUAUGGAACCAUUAUGGUGAUGUAUGUGAGCCCCACAUCUGGCAACUCAGUUUCUAUGCAUAAAAUCAUCACACUGAUAUACUCUGUAGUGACACCAGUCUUAAAUCCCCUCAUCUACAGCCUACGCAAUAGGGACAUGAAAUUUGCCCUCCAUCAGGUCCUCUGUGGAAUGAGAAUUAUGCAAACUUCAUGA
Messenger RNA from Rangifer tarandus platyrhynchus (Svalbard reindeer), 1002 nucleotides. Lineage: Eukaryota; Metazoa; Chordata; Mammalia; Artiodactyla; Cervidae. The record is from the annotation of a GenBank genome assembly.